UCCCCCGACUCUUCACUCCCACCACUACCCUCCCUCUCCCCUUUCUUAACAACAAACAGAACAGAGUCCUCUGUUUCUUCUUCUUCUUCUUCUUUGGUGGGUUUGUCAGACCUUUUAGCCGAUAAAUCUAACCCGACAUUGCCUUCCACUUCCGUCCUACCAAAACCCCUCGUUUUGGUUUCUUUGUUAAUAUGGAGAUCUCAGCUCCAUUCAUUUCGAGAAUGGCUCCUCUGUUUUUGCUUGUCUCGCUUCUUCCUUGCCUGGCCAUGGCGGGUCAUGACUACAUUCAGGCCCUGAGUAAGAGCAUUCUCUUCUUCGAAGCUCAGAGGUCCGGCGUCCUGCCCACCACCCAGAGAGUCUCCUGGAGGGCCAAUUCCGGCCUUAAUGACGGCAAAGCCAGCGGGGUGGAUCUAGUGGGCGGAUACUACGAUGCCGGGGACAAUGUGAAGUUUGGUCUGCCCAUGGCUUUCACCGUGACGAUGAUGUCGUGGAGCAUACUGGAGUACGGCAAACAGAUGGCCACCAGCGGCGAGCUCAGCCAUGCCAUGGACGCCGUUAAGUGGGGCACCGACUACUUCAUCAAGGCCCAUCCCGAGCCUUACGUCCUUUACGGAGAGGUGGGAGAUGGGAACACCGACCAUUACUGCUGGCAGAGGCCGGAGGACAUGACAACCGACCGGAAGGCCUACAGGAUCGACCCGAGCAACCCCGGGUCGGAUCUUGCUGGAGAGACAGCCGCUGCCAUGGCCGCCGCCUCCAUGGUCUUCCGCAGCCACAAUCCCGCCUACUCCGCCGAGCUCCUCCGCCACGCCGAGCAGCUGUUUGAGUUUGCGGACAAAUACAGGGGCAAAUACGACGGCAGCAUCACCGUGGCCCAAAAGUACUACCGAUCCGUCAGCGGGUAUAAUGAUGAGUUGCUGUGGGCAGCAGCAUGGAUGUAUCAGGCAACCAACAACAAGUACUACUUGGACUACCUCGGAAAUAAUGGUGACUCAUUAGGCGCCACUGGUUGGACAAUGACCGAGUUCGGAUGGGACGUCAAGUAUGCUGGUGUUCAAACUCUUGGAGCAAAGUUCUUGAUGCAGGGCAAGGUAGGUGAGCAUGCCUUAGUCUUUGAGAAGUACCACCAGAAUGCAGAGUACUUCAUGUGUUCUUGCAUCGGAAAGGGCACUAAGAAUGCCCAGAGAACCCCUGGUGGACUAAUUUUCCGGCAGAGGUGGAACAACAUGCAAUUUGUCACGAGUUCUUCGUUCCUCCUAACGGUUUAUUCGGAUUAUCUUGCUUCUGCUGGGAAAAGCCUCAACUGCGCUUCAGGCAAUGUCCAGCCCCCUGAGCUACUCUCCUUCGCCAAAUCUCAGGUGGACUACAUUCUAGGAGAUAACCCAAGAGCAACCAGUUACAUGGUCGGAUAUGGCAACAACUACCCGAGACAAGUCCACCACAGGGCAGCCUCGAUCGUGUCCUACAAGGAGGACAGCUCUUUCGUGAGUUGCCGAGGAGGAUAUGCCACCUGGUUCAGCAGGAAAGCAAGCGAUCCCAAUCUUCUCGCUGGUGCGCUCGUGGGUGGGCCUGAUGCAUAUGAUAACUUUGCGGAUCAGAGGGACAAUUACGAGCAGACUGAGCCCGCAACCUACAACAACGCUCCUCUUCUGGGCAUACUAGCUCGGUUGGGUGGGGGUCACAGUGGAUAUAACCAGCUCCUUCCAGUGGUUCUUCCAACAGCCAAACAAGUCGUGACCAAACCAACUCCGGCUCCAGCUGCCACUACCGCCAGUCCCAUCUCCUUAGAGCAGAAGCUAUCAGCUUCAUGGAAUGCCAACGGGAAGACCUACUUCAGAUACUCGACUAUGGUGACUAACAAAUCGGACAAGGCCCUGAAAUCCCUCAGCCUCUAUAUUUCCAAGCUCUAUGGUCCAAUCUGGGGCUUGACCAAGACAGGCGAUUCAUACAGCUUCCCACCAUGGAUCCAAUCUUUACCUGCUGGGAAAAGCCUCGAGUUCGUUUACAUCCACGCUUCACCUCAAGCGGAAGUCUCAGUUUCCAGCUACACACUCGCCUAGAAAGUUCUACAGGAAAGUUAAAGAUACGCGAUAUCUAGGUAAUUUUGAAGUGUACAAAGUUGUGCGGGUACAUGGAAAUGCCAUCUCCGGGAAGCCCCCUUCUUUCUUUUUCGAAGAACUUUCAUCCUUACUAGUUGAUUUCGAUGUGGGAACUUCGGUCUUGUUUGAGGAUUUGUAGGAUCAAGCAAGACUGAUUACGUUUUCAAUAAGGAGGUUGAAGCUUUGGAGGGUGAAAGGAGUGAAGAGACGAACUGUAAAACAAAGGAAGUGCUCAUCCUCUUUCUCCUCCACUUCAACCUUUGAUGUUACAUAGACAAUGGUUGACCAUGUCUUAAGACUUGUGUAAAGAGGAGGAAGAUGUCUUUAGAGAGGGAAGAUAAUGGCUUUCCCUUUAUUAGUUUUUAGGGCCUGCACUUUCCCCACCUUUGUUUGAGUUUUUCUGUUUUUCAUGAUCUUUCUAAGUUGUCUGCUUUAGUGUUGCAAACUUUGCAGCAUUUCUCGAUUUCCUCGAUAUGAUUAUAUAGUUUGUUCAGUUGCAGUAACAGUGCACCUUUCGGCUCAUCUUAUAUUGGUGUUUUCCAAUGA
This is a messenger RNA of Punica granatum (pomegranate), 2645 nucleotides long. The record is from RefSeq and is a predicted model, not a curated record. NCBI's taxonomy places the organism in Eukaryota, Viridiplantae, Streptophyta, Magnoliopsida, Myrtales, Lythraceae.